UUCAGCUUGUUUGAAGUUGUACGGAAUAGGUGGCCUGACGUAUCUUUUCCAGGUCCAGAUUUCCAGCUACCGGAAUUCUCCCUUUUGGUGCAUACCUUGCAAAUUAUGAAAGAAAAGGCAUUAGAAUUACACUAAAAAACAUUAUUAUGAAUAAAAACAUUAUAAAUAACAGUAAGAAAACAUGAUGCAAAAUGGACGUAUCAGCCGCGAGGAGCAGAGCAAGGAGGUGGGGAGGGGUGGAGGGUAGUACAUGUAACCCAAAAUAAAAUACCGAUAGCCACACAAUAAUUACAACUAACCCAAACCAUCCCAGGAUUCUUACAUGAAAAUUCGAAAGAAUUUCAAAACAAAAUGUUACCAAGUUUUUUUAAGGGCUACGUAUACGAACCAAUUAGAUCGAGGCAGCCGUGCAUGAGUACGGUCACAGCAAAUGGAUCUUGUGUUGAAAUCAAUUCAGUUCCAUGGACUUUCUGAAAAAUCGGUUCCACGGAGAAUAAAAAAAGAGUCAAGGUUUUUGAUAUAUUUCUUUUAAAGAAAAUUCAAAAAUCAGGAAGGGAGCAGAGAGGUAACCAGAUCGUUCCUUCAUCCCUAGGAGGGUAGCAUUUUGCUCAUAGUCUACAGAAAAAGGACGGAACUCAGUUUUUUUACUGCAAAAAUACGUAGUAUCCGCUUGGUUCAAAUGUUGUUGAAGGAACUUUUGCUGUGCUGUUGAGAUGCUGGAGGAGGUGAGCUGGUGUGUGUGACACCUUCUUCAGUGCUCCCUCUCGUCUCUGAAUAAAUGGACUCUUUAUCAUUGUUUGCUGCUGCUGUCCCUUUUUGGCUUCAGUUAGCAGAGCAAACAGCCAACACAACGUAUUUUCCAGUGGAAUAUCCAAUGAUACUGCAUACAACUCAAUGAAUACUAGCCGAACAUGAGAACUUCAAUUUCGAUGACGUGGUAAAUUCAGUUAGUUCAAAAAAAAUGAAAAACGCCUAUUCGAUCAAAGGAAAAGAGAGAAAUGCAAAGUCACAGAUUUGUAAACCUGGGAGCUACCACCAGAGAAAGAUCGAGUUGUGAAAUUAAAUUCAGUUGUGACAUGCGUAACCCACUUUGUGUUUUACUAGCAAAUACUUACAUUAGUUAGGAAAAAGGGAAAUAAACAUGUACGCCGUAGUAAUGAACAAGAGCAGUGUUUUCUUACUGUUCCCAUUUAUGUGUUUUACUACCACAAGAGCAGUCCCUUCAGUCCGAUGUUCCCAUUUAUGUGUCAGUAAUGAACAAGAGCAGUGUUGGUGACAACAGCCUGUACGCCGUAACUAUUUGCAGGAAGUAUGCUGCUGAGUAUCUACCAGCUGGAGCGCAGACUGUGACACUCCUGAGGGCAGAGAAGAGCAAGACAUGGGAAGUCAAGGUGAACCCGAGGAUUGGCAACGCGAAGAUGCUCAAGGGAGGUUGGCGCGAGUUUGCCCACGACAACCAUCUGAAACUCAAAGACAUAUGUCUGUUCCAGCUGAUGACGGACCAGAGGAAGCUUACGAUGAUGGUCGACAUCAUUCGUCACAAUGAGAAGCGUUAGUUUUAACUUUCCAGCACAUGAGAGUGAAUCUCGGGUGGCUAUUCUGCUGGUAUUUUGUGUGUGCUUUUGGUAGUUCUGUAAUCUGUAAACUCUGUGGUGGUGUGGCUACUUUCCAAACUAAGGGAGAAACCUAUGUUUAUGUUGCGGAAUUAUUCAAGAGGCCUUCUGGUAUUCAGGGAGUUAUCUAAUUUUAGGUUGGGUUAUUGAAUCAUUCCAAUAUUGUUUUUUAUGCACAUUAUCGCAAACUUCCCCUGUGUUUCUAUCAUACAUGAAUAAAUAAUUGUUCAUGAAACCAUAUGUAGUUUGAUUCGACGGAUUGGUUCCGUCGAGAGAUAGCUACAGCAACUUUGAAGGUCCGAAGGAUGAAUUGAAGGUCUGUUGGAAUCCACAUUCAAUCAUUCCAUAAUCACUCUGCUUUAAAAAGGAACUGUCUAACUGUUUUUUUCCACAAGAACUGUAGAACAGUGCUUCUGACUCAACAUAAUAUGGUAUGGUAGAGAAGAAUUAUUUACCGUCGGCGUCAACCGGUGCCUCUUCCCUGCCUCUCUCUUCCGCGUUCGCUUUGUAUCUUGAAUUCUCUCCGGUUAUUUCUUGUACCGCCCCAUCGCCGCGUCAGUUCUGCAAGUUGGCAAAGGUGGUGCGGCCUCUGCUGUCACUAUGAUUAUAUGGUUGUAAAGUCUCCAGUAUUAACAAAGAAAAAAGAAAAAGAAGUUACAUAUACUGUUGUAUUGUGACACACGGAUAGGAGAAUAUGCAAAAUAUGAACACCUACUGCAACGAGGAUAGAACAAAUGCUGAAUAAAACAUGAUUUAAAAUAAGUCAUAUGUGUAUUGAAAUGUCGAGCUUACAUAAUAAUUUAAUAUUUGAAUCAGAUAUCUCAGUACAAA
Molecule: messenger RNA, 2444 nt
Organism: Aegilops tauschii subsp. strangulata
Lineage: Eukaryota; Viridiplantae; Streptophyta; Magnoliopsida; Poales; Poaceae
Source: RefSeq, a predicted model, not a curated record